CUCGACUUCAAGAGGCUGCAGAUUCGAUGGUGAAGCUGGACCACUGCAGUCUUCAGCGGAUUGAGCUGAGCAGGUUCUGUAGCAAGUUCUGCUGAGCAUCCCUCCCAGCAUGGCUACGAGGCUGGCCGGGAGCUAUCAGGUGCCCUGCGCCCCACCGCACACCGCCGCGCAUGGCCUCCCCAGUCAUGGUGAUGCAAUGGAUGUCUUCGUGGCUUCCAAACAAAGCCGCCUGGACCAAGAUGUUUGGUUCGGAUGCCGGCUCACGUCAGGGCGGUUCCCAGUGCGGUCGUCGCGCCCGCCAGCUUGCACCCUGCCUGGCGCUAGCACCACAUUGGGCGGAGGCAGUGCCGAAUGCAGUUGCUCGGGGCAGGAGGAGCUGAGACAUCUUCGAUGGGGGCUCUUGCGGAAAUUCGAUGAUAGCACCACCCUAAAUAGGUCGCACAUGUGGUUUUCAGACCGAGACGGCCCAAUCUCAAGGCGUGGAAGUCAGAAAGGGCGUUUUCGGUCACGGCCGCUCCGUUCCGUUAGAGCCGAAGCCAUAUCCGCAGACGACGAGCGCCCGGGCAGCACUGAAAGUGAGGCGGUGGCCAGCACGAGUGGGCGGGCAGAUUUGAGCACAGGUGCGCUGGGGGGGGAUGGCGCCACGCUGCGCGACACGCGGGAGCUGGUCGAGGUGGCCAUGCUGGCAGCCACCACAGGGCUGGCCUACGCUCUCUCCACCCUGCUGCGCCUCGAGGGCUACUUUGCGACCUUCUUCCCGCUGCCUCUGGUGGUGGCAGCCAUCCGCGGCAACGUGCGCGCAGCCGUCAAGACCCUGGUGGCGACCACUCUGCUGCUGUUUGUCCUGACGGGCCCUCUGCGCGCCGUCCUCUAUGUGGUGUCGUAUGGCUCGCUGGGCCUGGCGAUGGGCGCCGGCUGGAGGCUGCGUGUGCGGUGGUUGCCGUCGGUGCUGCUGCUGGCGCUGGUGCGCGUGGCCAGCCUGCUGGCCUCCCUCGCGGUCUCCUCCUGGCUCCUCCGGGAAAACAUCCCCCGCCUGAUCCUGACCCAAUUCCACGCCAGCCUGACGGCCAUGUUCCACACGGUGGGCCUCCCCUCCGGGCCCAGCAUGCCCACCGUCUGCGGCAUCGCCUCCGCAGCACUGCUGUUCAACAGCGCCAGCUACGUGUUUCUGCUCCACAUCCUGUACACCAUCCUGCUUAAGCGCCUCGGCCUACAAGUGGCCCCCGCCGCCCCCGCCUGGGUGGUCAAAGCGGGGGGAGGGCCUGCGAAUAAGCGAUGAGCUCCAAGCCGACAACGGCCUUCCGAUAUGGAGCAAGGUGACCUGACAAGCGUCUUGUACAUAGCGAUGGCAAGACGCUCUGGUUGGUCCGGGUUGGGGAGGCAAGGUACCCGGGUCAAGAGAAGCUCACUCACUGCACGAGGAUUGGAUAGAUUGGACGGGGCAUCGAAAAGUUUCCAUCGCUUAUAGCAGAGUGUACCCUCUUGCCCGAGACUUCUGGGUAGGACCAUUUUGCUGGCAUGCUCGAGCUGCGCGUUGUCACCAUCAAUGGCUAGGGUAAGGUCAUUUGAAAGUGAACCCCCUAUGUUCAGUCCAGAGCCCCUCGGGACCUAAACGGCCAAGCCCCCCCCUCCUCCGGCCAGCCUGCAGCUCAGGAUAAGCGGAGCCCGCCUCCCCCUCCCGCUGCCCAUGUCGUGGCAAACACCCAACCCCCCACCCUCUGAAGUGAACAUAGGGGGUCAGCUUCAAAAUGACCUCACCUUGCCGUGCAUAGCUAGAA
Messenger RNA from Klebsormidium nitens, 1778 nucleotides. Lineage: Eukaryota; Viridiplantae; Streptophyta; Klebsormidiophyceae; Klebsormidiales; Klebsormidiaceae. The record is from the annotation of a GenBank genome assembly.